Molecule: messenger RNA, 2666 nt
Organism: Salvelinus sp. IW2-2015
Lineage: Eukaryota; Metazoa; Chordata; Actinopteri; Salmoniformes; Salmonidae
Source: RefSeq, a predicted model, not a curated record
CCCUCCUGCCCUCCCCUCAGCCUCCUUCCCGCCUCAGCCUCCCAGCCUCCUUCCCCCCUCAGCCCUCCUGGACCCUCUCUUUCCCCCCAGCCUCCUGCUCCCCCAACAUCCUGCACCGCUCUUUCCGCCAAGCCCUCGCCCCAAAGCCCUCCUGCCCCUCCCCCUCAGCCUCCCAACCCUCCUGCCCCCCUCCCCUCAAUGCCCCUCCCAGCCCUCCUUCCCUCAGCCUCCUGGACGGCCUCUCUUUCCCCCGCAGCCCUCCUGCUUCCCCAGCCAUCCUGACCUCUCUUUCCCCGCCGCCUCCUGCCCCCAGCCCUCCUGCCCCCCGUCAGCCCUCCUGCCCCCUCCCCUCAAGCCUCCCAGCCCUCCUGCCCUCCCCUCAGCCCCCCAGCACUCCUGGCCCCUCUUUCCCCCCAGCCCUCCUGCCCCCUCAGCCGCUCCUGCCCCCUCAGCCCUCCUUUCCCCUAGCCCUCCUGGCCCCUCUCUUUUCCCCCAGCCCUCCUGCUCCCCCAGCCAUCCUGCACCUUCUCUUUCCCGCCAGCCCUCCUGCCCCCAAGCCCCCUCCUGCCCCUCAGCCCCUCCUGCCGCGCUCAGCCCUCCUGCCCCCUUCCCUCAGCCUCCAGCCUCUUCCCGCCCUCAGCCUCCUCCCCCCAGCCCCUCUCUUUCCCCAGCCCUCCUGCCCCUCAACCCUCCUGCCCUCCCUCAGCCCUCCUGCCCUUCCCUCAGCCUUCCUUCCCCUCAGCGCUCCUACCCCCUCACCCUCCUGCCCCCUCCCCUCAGCCCUCCCAGCCUCCUUCCCCCUCAGCCCUCUGGGCCUCUCUUUCCCGCCCAGCCCUCACCUGCUCCCCGCAUCCUGCACCCCUCUCUUUCCCGCCAGCCCUCUUCCCCCUUCAGCCCUCCUUCCGCCGCUCCCUCAGCCGCCUCCUGCCUCAGCCUCCUGCCCACUCAGCCCUCCUGCCCCCUCCCCUCAGCCCUCCCAGCCCUCUUCCUCAGCCCUCCUGGCCCUCUCUUUCCCCCCAGCCCCUCCUGCUCCCCAGCCCUCCUGCCCCCUCUCUUCCCCCCAGCCCUUCCCUGCUCCCCAGCCCAUCCUGCACCCUCUCUUUCCCGCCAGGCCUCCUGCCCCCCAGCCCUCCUGCCCCUCUCUUUCCCGUCAGCCCUCCUGCACCUCCUCUUUCCCCCUCAGCCCCCCCAGCCCCUCUCUUCCCAGCCAGCCUCCUGCCCCUCAGCCCUCCUGCCCCCUCCCCUCAGCCCUCCCUGCCCCCUCCCUCAGCCCUCCUUCCCCCUCAGCCCUCCUACCCUCACCUCCUGCCCCCUCGCCCUCAGCCCUCCAGCCCUCCUUCCCCCUCAGCCCUCCUGGCGCCCUCUCUUUCCCCCAGCCCUCCUGCUCCUGCCAGCCUCCUGCACCCUCUCUUUCCACGGCCAGCCCUCCUUCCCCUCAAAGCCCCUUCCCCCGCUCAGCCCUCCUGCCCCUCAGCCCUCUGCCCCCUCAGCCCUCCUGCCCCCUCCCCUCAAGCCCUCAGCACCUCCUUCCCCGUCAGGCCGCUCCUGGCCCCUUCUUUCCCCCCAGCCCUCCUGCUCCCCGGCCACUCCGCCCCCUCUCUUUCCCCCCAGCCCCUCCUGCUCCCCCGCAGCCAUCUGCACCCUCUCUUUCCCGCAGCCCUCGCUGCCCCCCAGCCCUCCUGCCCCCUUCCUUUCCCCGCCAGCCUCCCUGCACCCUCUCUUUCCCCCUCAGCCCCCCCAGCCCCUCUCUUUCCCCCAGCCCUCCUGCCCCCUCAGCCCUCACUGCCUCCCUCAGCCCUCCUGCCCCCCCCCCAGCCCUCCUUCCCCAGCCUCCUACCCCUCCGCCUCCUGCCCCCGUCCCCUCAGCCCUCCCAGCCCCCUUCCCCUCAGCCCUUCCUGGCCCUCUCUCUUUCCCCAGCCUCCUGCUCCCCAGCAUGCCUGCACCCUCUCUUUCCCGCCAGCCGUCCUUUCCCCCUCACCUCCUUCCCCUCCCUCAGCCUCCUGCCCCCUCAGCCUCCUGCCCCCUCAGCCCUCCUGCCCCCUCCCCUCAGCACCUCCCCAGCCCUCCUUCCCCUCAAGCCCUCUGCCCUCUCUUCCCCCCACCCUCCUGCUCCCCUCAGCCACCCUGCCCCCUCUCUUUCCCCCCAGCCUCUGCCUCCCCAGCCAUCCUGCACCCUCUCUUUCCCCGCCAGCCCUCUGCCCCCCCCCAGCCCUCCUGCCCCCGUCUCUUUCCCGCCAAGCCCCUCCUGGCCUCCUCUCUUUCCCAGCCCUCCUGCCCCUCUCUUUCACCCCCGCCCUCGCUCGGCCCCGUCUCUUUCCCCAGCCCUCCUGCUCCCCCGCCCUCCUUCGCCGCCCUUCUCUUGUCCAGGCCCGCCAGCCCCUCUCCGUCUGCUCUUCUCCCCCCAGACCCGCGGCGCCCCCAUCUCUUUCCCCAGCCCUCCUUGCUCCCCCGGCCCUCCUGCCCCUCUUUCUUUCCCCGCCAGCCCUCUGGCCCUCCUUCAUCCCCAGCCCAUCCUUUGGCCCUCUUCUUCUCCACCGAUGACCUUCGGUGCGGCCAGUGGAGCGCCAGCAGGGGCCACGCCUGCCCCCUCUCGUUUUCCGCACCCGACGAGAGCUCCUUCCCUGCCAAGUUUCCUUGGUUGUCCCCACCCAGCACCUACCUGUGA